AUGCUGGCUGUGGGCUGGGACGAGCCAGACCCCUGCUGGGAACUGGUCCUCGUGGGAGGGGAAGGGAGGAAGUCCUGUGCUCUAACAUCUCCCCUUUGUUUCCUUCUUCUGCCUCUCCCCGAAGGCUGCAAGAUCAAAGCACUGAGGGCCAAGACCAACACGUACAUCAAGACCCCAGUGCGCGGCGAGGAGCCGGUCUUCAUGGUGACAGGGCGGCGGGAGGACGUCGCCAUGGCUAGGCGGGAGAUCAUCUCAGCCGCCGAGCACUUCUCCAUGAUCCGGGCAUCUCGCAACAAGGCCGGCACCACCUUUGGCAGUGCCCCAACCCUGCCGGGCCAGGUCACUAUCCGGGUGCGUGUGCCGUACCGUGUGGUGGGCCUAGUGGUGGGCCCCAAAGGUGCCACCAUCAAGCGAAUCCAGCAGCAAACCAACACCUACAUCAUCACGCCCAGCCGGGACCGGGACCCCGUGUUCGAGAUCACGGGGGCGCCGGGCAACGUGGAGCGGGCCCGGGAGGAGAUCGAGACCCACAUCGCCGUGAGGACGGGCAAGAUCCUGGAGUACAACAACGAGAACGACUUCCUGUCCAGCAGCCCCGACUCGGGCAUGGAGAACCGCUACUCGGAGGCGUGGCGGGUCCACACGCCCGCCCCGGGCUGCAAGCCGCUCUCCACCUUCCGCCAGAACAGCCUGGGCUGCAUCGGCGACUGCUCCGUGGACCCCAUCUACGAGACGCCGCGGCUCAACGACCAAAACGACUUCAAUUACGGUUACCUCUUCCCCAACUACGGAGUGAGCAAGCAAGAUCUGUAUUACGGGGUGCCGGAUUCCAGCACCCCGAUGUGGGCCGGGCAGGAGAACACCAACCCCGUGUCCGUGCUCUUCUCCAAGCAGCAGCGGUCGGGGAGCACCGGGGCCAUCCACCCCAACUCCCACCGCUCCCCGUCCUCGUCCAUCCAGGAGCCCAACCUCUCCAGCCUGCCCAGGAGGUCGCAAGGGGAACCCUUGCAAGGCUUCUCCAAGCUGGGCACCAGCACCGUGGCCCGGACGGCCGUCUCCAGCAGCCGGGAGUGCAUGGUGUGCUUCGAAAGCGAAGUCACGGCUGCCCUUGUGCCCUGCGGCCACAACCUCUUCUGCAUGGAGUGCGCCGUGCGGAUCUGUGAGCGGACCGACCCCGAGUGCCCUGUUUGCCACGCGGCAGCCACUCAGGCCAUUAGAAUAUUUUCUUAAAGAGACAGGACGGGGCAUGGGGCGGGGCAAAAAAGGGGUGGGCGGGGCUUCCAAAAGAAAUAAAUAACUAACUAAAUAAAAGAGGAGGAGGAAGAAGGUGGUCCAGUAAUACAAGUGACAUCCGAAGACCGAACAAAAUGAGAGAG
Gavialis gangeticus (Gharial) is the source of this 1376-nucleotide messenger RNA. It is a transcript of the gene MEX3A, whose product is annotated as mex-3 RNA binding family member A. The record is from RefSeq and is a predicted model, not a curated record. Lineage: Eukaryota; Metazoa; Chordata; Crocodylia; Gavialidae. Gene Ontology annotation, molecular function: RNA binding. The transcript is spliced from 2 exons. The coding region runs from base 1 to 1230 and encodes 409 amino acids.